Messenger RNA from Opisthorchis viverrini, 2184 nucleotides. RefSeq lists its product as hypothetical. The transcript has 8 exons. The record is from RefSeq and is a predicted model, not a curated record. NCBI's taxonomy places the organism in Eukaryota, Metazoa, Platyhelminthes, Trematoda, Opisthorchiida, Opisthorchiidae. Bases 1 to 2184 code for a protein of 727 amino acids.
AUGGAGUGGUUCAUUGUCAGUCUCUUUGUCUUUCUUGUGUCGGUCGGAAAGGGAACCGAUGGAAUGACGUUUUCUGUUCAGUUAUCCCCCGCGCUUUCCCAGCGUCAUAACGGACAACUUCUUGCAUAUUUUACUUUCACUAGUGGUGCAUCAAACUCGCUUUCAUUUAAGGUACUUCAGGGCCAUUCAGAUCCGUCCGCCCGAUUAUAUUUGUUCGCCGUGGGAACGCAGCACAUGCUGCGUUCCGAUACCGAGGUUGGAUGUGUCAAUUUCUACCAGAUGUCCAUCUUCAAUGUUUCUCUUGCCCAGGGACAAGGACAAUUCACAGUCGGUUCGUUCAGUGGUCACUUCCCAACUUUUCUGGUCUAUGCAGAUAGCUGCACCUGCAAAAGUGUAUCGUGUUCAUUGUCUAGAGAAAAUCUCAAUGCAAUUAUAACUAUUUUGAAUCCGAAUCAGGAGCCCCUAAGUGGAAGUCUGGUUGGAUUGCGGAUACACUUAUUUGGUUUACUGGUUUUUUACGCACUGGCCGUUGCAUGUGCCUUCUACUUCGUCCGUUUGGCCAUGUGUUGUGCUGCCAGUUGUGAGGCACUCAUGGAAUCUGGUCAACGACUUGUCAACCACGGCCGAACCGUUUCAGUGACCGCAGGAUGCGAACUGAAGAAUAUCGAACGAACUGGUCAGAUCUGCUGUGCUCCAUGCUGCGGUGGAGUUAUGGACAAUACUGGUGCAAUCACCUCGAAUGGUGCGAGAUCGUCUGUCUCGCGCGCCGAUGGUGCUGAAAGACGGCUUUAUCUUCUGACCACAUUGCUAUGCAUUCAGUUUGCUUCUGUGUUGUUCUGUUGGAUGGAAUUAUCGCGCUUGGCACAAUCAGGAUCACAUGGUUUGAAACCUAUCCAUCCGGUAUCCGGAGCUGAUGGUCUCUACAGUCAAAUUGCUGAGCUUUUGGCGCUGCUCAAUCAAUUUGCUAUGCUCCGUUUGCUAAUAAUUCACGCAUCCGAGUUGACAGGCUCAUCAGUGCGUGGCCACCGACCACACCAAGAGCUCCGACAACCGUGCUGCCCCACAACUCCUUCAAACUCGCCACCGACUAAUCGACGUCUCGCAUUAUCUUUAUCAAUUUUCCGCUUUGGUCGAUUACUAUCUUGGAACCGUCUUAUCCACAGUAUUUUGCUGAUACAGGUUUUUUGGUAUAUUUUGAAGGAAAUAGCCUAUCAAGAUCCCUUGUAUACAGGACCGAGUCAAUGGCCCAUGGAAGAACAUCAGGGGUUCUGGGCUGGAUUAGGAGUCCCUGUCCCGAGAUAUCUCCCUCAGUUGUCGUCCGGAAUGGAUAUCACUGGAUCUAAUCAGCAACCUUCCAUAGUACAUACCUACUUGGGAACUAUCACACUGGAUUCGUCGUUUGCACCCCUUCUCACGAUUACCCGAACGGCCAUUGGUUUGACCCUAUCAAUGCGCUUGCUUCGGCUGUCAAGGCACCAACGAUCGGAACAAACACGAAAAGUGAACUCAAACUGUGGAUGGCUGGGUUGUGCAUGGUUUCUAACCCACCCUACACUACUUCUCCUUGGAGCGCUGUUUGCCGACCACGUGAGAUACAAGCAUGACUUAGAACGUCUGGUGGCCUGGUCCUCUGAAAGGAGGCUUUCGAUCAACCCGGCCAAAUCAGAAUACAUAUGCCUGGGAAAGCCAAUUUCAGAUCGUGUAUAUCAUCUAGAUGGCCAAAAAUUGAAAUCGGUCUCAUCAAUCCGAGACUUGGGCAUUGAAAUCCGUUAUGAUUUAAAGUCGAAGGACCACACGAGCGCUGUGUAUGAGAAGUCUCUUCGCAUUUUGUGGGCAUUGAAGCGAAGUUUUUCGAUGUGGACGGAAAAGUUAGUUUUAAAACUGUAUCCCACAAUGAUCCGGCCUAUAUUGGAAUACGGUGCACCAGCCUUCUCCCCACUUACGAAAGCCGAAGCCCGAAACCUCGAACGUGUCCAACACCUCGUUACAAAGAUGGUUCCCAAUGUGCGGAGUCUUUCUUAUUCUGAGAGAUGCAGCAAACCGAAAUUGCUCACACUUGAAUACAGACGUCUCCGGAUUGAUCUCAUCUAUGUUUUCCGUGUUUUGUGCCUAAACCAUUUUCCGCAGUUGAUGUUCUUGUUUGACAUUCCAACUAACCAACAUCACCCGAGGACAUCGAUUUAA